Messenger RNA from Styela clava, 3486 nucleotides. Lineage: Eukaryota; Metazoa; Chordata; Ascidiacea; Stolidobranchia; Styelidae. The record is from RefSeq and is a predicted model, not a curated record.
AUUCUGUUAUCAUAUUCAAUCGCGCAGUUCAAUUAAUUUUUUACCCAAAAAAAUCACGUUUUAGCAUAAAAUUGACGGAUCGUGACUUCAACUGAUUCUAACUUCGUCAAAAUAGCGUCAUUCGAUAGAGGGCGUUAUCAAUGUAUAUAGAAAAUUAGACUGAUCGCGAGAUGUCGAAGGAGACCCGAUAAAAAGUUAAAAUUCGAAUAAUUUUUUUUAUCACAAUAAUAGCAUCUGACGCACACGUUGAACCUGACGUCGCUCACUUCGAAGACGACGUCAUGUUGCGUCGCCGUUACAUAUUUGACGCCAGACAUUCGGGCGCCGACGAGUUGGCGUAGUUUUGAAAAUAACAACGAUAUUUUGUUUGAUUGAUAAAUAUCGACUAAAAUAUACGCAUCAACAAUUUUCUGUGGAUCGUAAAUUCAUGGCGUUAAAUGCUGGAAAUGUAAUUCAAAUAAAUUUAUUAAAAAUGGCAAUUAACGAAAAGCAUAUUCAUUCGAUUUGACGAUUUCAAAAUGGCAACAUGGUUCAAAAUAGAAAAAUUGUAAGCAAUCGAGAAAUAUUGCGUAAAUAUAAAAAUAUAUAACCAGCGAUAAAUAACAGCAAUCAUUGUUGCAAGUGAGUUCCGUUUCGUGAAUUUAAGAAAAGUAAUUUUAAUGAAGUUGCCAAUUGCCAAAUCGGUGUUUUGUCGUGAUUUAUGCACAUAGGUCAAUUCAAUAAAGAAUCCGGUCAUGUGCAUGCUCAAUAAAAUACAUGGUGUGGAGUGUAAAAAUCGCCAUCAAAACAUUAUCGGCUAUAACAAAAUCGACUAUGAUCGGUGAAUAUUCGGAUCUAAAAUUACGAUAAGAGAAAAUAAAACGAGACAUUUUAGUAUAAAAACAACUUGAAAGUGUAGCGCCGUAAAUCCUACGAUCGACAUUAUCAUCGUCAUUCGCGACGUGGAUUGAACAUCUGGCAUUUACGCAACGACGUAAAGCGUGUUUUGUCUUCACGCACGCACUUUUCGCUCUAGUUGCGGUGACGCAGGGAGGGGAUACACCCAUCCGAAGUUAGAUAUUUAUUUAAUUCGUUAAAGAUCACAGAAAAUGAGACAAUUAAGCCAGAAAAAAUAAUCCGAUCGUCGAGAAAAUUAUAUGCAGAUGCAGAGAAUUACAUCAAUGUAAUAUAUUUCAGUUUGACGCGAAUUGGACAAAAAACGGCAGAGUUAUUGAUUAAAAUAUAGUGAAAUCAUCCGAAGUUAGCUGCUUUUACGGUACCGGUACGCGUUCUGGUUUUUUGCAAUGUAGAACGCUAGAGAAGAUAACUCUGAUUUUUACUUGUAUUCCAUAUAAUAAUCUGAGAUUGUCUCUGUCAUGGCUUGGCGCUGUGUCGCAUCGUGCUUGGAUACGGUACCUUGUGUCUGUGUAUGAUUUUGCAGGUUCGAACCAUCAAGUCCAUGCGUCCAUGAAAUAAAUAACUGGCUAUCGUUACCACAAUGUGAAACCGGAUAAAUUCGGAAGGUUUCACUACCGCGGUAACAAGACAAGUGGCUUUGGUGAUUAAGAGACUGAAUUUAUUGCUGUAUUGUCUUUCCCCUCGGAUGAAUAUGUGAAAUCCUUGAUGUACGAACUGACUUUUGUUCAUGUCCAUGGCAGAGGUGAAAAUGAGUAACACCAUAAUAUGAUGACAUUGAUGAGGGCUUUAUUGACUUGAAUUUAUCAAGUUUACAAACUAACAUUGGAGAAUGGAGAUGAACGAUUUUUUCUGCCAGCAAUGUGGAAAGAACUUCAAAUUAAAAUGGAAUUUAAAAGAGCAUAUGAGAACUGAUACCGAAGAAAUACCUUAUACUUGUGAGCAAUGCGAAAAGGAUUCCUCGCGAUUAUUUCAAUCACAAAAGCAUGAUCGAACUGAUACCCGACAAAAGCCUUAUAUUUGUAAACGAUGUGGGAAGAGUUUUUCACAAUCAUCUGAUUUACGAGUACAUGAGCGAACUCAUACGGGAGAAAAACCGUAUAUUUGUAAACAAUGUGAGAAGCGUUUUUCAGGAUUAUCUAAUUUACGAGUACAUGAGCGAACUCAUACUGGAGAAAAACCAUAUGUUUGUAAACAAUGUGGAAAGAAAUUUUCACAAUCAUAUAAUCUAAAAUCGCAUGAGCUAACUCAUACAGGAGAGAAACCAUACGUAUGUGAACAAUGUGGGAAGGGAUUUUCACAAUUAUCUCAUCUAAAAUCGCAUGCGCGUACUCAUACUGGAGAGAAACCAUACGUAUGUGAACAAUGUGGGAAGGGAUUUUCACGAUUAUCUCAUCUAAAAUCGCAUGCGCGUACUCAUACUGGAGAGAAACCAUACGUAUGUGAACAAUGUGGGAAGGGAUUUUCACGAUUAUCUCAUCUAAAAUCGCAUGCGCGUACUCAUACUGGAGAGAAACCGUGCGUUUGUAAACAUUGCGGGAAGGGCUUUUCACAAUCCUCUUAUCUAAAAGUGCAUGAGUCAACUCAUACAGAAGAAAAACCGUACGUUUGUGAACAAUGUGGAAAAUGUUUUUCACAAUCCUCUUAUCUAAAAGUGCAUAACUCAAUUCAUACGGAAGAAAAACCAUACAGUUGUAAACAAUGUGGGAAGAGAUUUUCACGAUUAUGUCAUCUGAAAGUACAUAAGAUAACUCAUACAGGAGAAAAACCUUUUGCUUGUGAACAAUGUGGAAAAUAUUUCCCAUCAAAAUCAAAUUUACAAAGACAUCUGCUAAUCCAUACAGGCAAGAAGUCUUGUUUGUAAACAUGGAAAGUGUUUUUGACAUUUACACACUUCGCAGAGCUUACCCAGGAGGAAAACCCUUCUACUUGGCAACAACGUGAAAUAGUGAUUUGAACCCACAAUAGGAAAGAUCUUGGGAUAUAAAACAACAAUCCUGCCUUCAACCGUUCUUCUGAAAUACUAUCAGUCGCGGGAGAACGAGAUUCUUCACAUUCAUAAGAUUGAACCGGAACAGCAAAGUGGAUGCACCCACCAGAAUUUAAUCAAACAAGAACAUUCAAGUAUCCAGUGUAUAAAUUGCCUCAUCUCAAGUUUCAGCAUCUUCCCUGCAAUCCCGUAUUGUAUACGCCCAUAUUUAAAUUUAUCCAUCUAUUCCAACUCCAUAAUCAGCAUAUCAGAAUUGAUAAAACUGAUUACAAAAUCAGGAGAAACUAUCGAAACCUUGGACAAGGUUUUUCUAAGAAUAAAUGGUAUGUUUCAUACUGCUUUCGGUAGAUUAUGAACUAAUAUGAUAGUGCUAUUGUUGUCAGAUUAUUUGAAGGCCGAAUUCUUUAUCAUCGCAAUGUAACCAAUUCAAAAUAAGAUGGCAUCUAACUUUGUAGAACUCGUUCAAUCAAAAUGAUUCAUUUUACUUCUCGUUCAGCUUGAAAAGGCUUAGUUUUUUUGCAUAUUUUCAUCCUUGAUAUUUGGCUUACAAAUAAUAUCAAAAAAAUUACGGGAAGGAAAAAUUUUGCUCUAUUAACAUUAUC